This is a messenger RNA of Colletotrichum navitas, 582 nucleotides long. RefSeq names its product Erv1/Alr family protein. The record is from RefSeq and is a predicted model, not a curated record. Bases 1 to 582 code for a protein of 193 amino acids. NCBI's taxonomy places the organism in Eukaryota, Fungi, Ascomycota, Sordariomycetes, Glomerellales, Glomerellaceae. Gene Ontology annotation, cellular component: mitochondrion. The transcript is spliced from 2 exons. Gene Ontology annotation, molecular function: flavin-dependent sulfhydryl oxidase activity; flavin adenine dinucleotide binding.
AUGGCUGAUGAAGGGCGAGACUCCCCGUCAGGUGGUGCAUCUCCAGCUGCCACGACGACAACAAGAACGACAUCUGAGCCACCCAAGCCUUUACCCAAGGGAAUGGUACUGGGCCCUGAUGGCAAGCCGUAUAACCUGUUGAGGUGUCGAUCCUGCUCCUCCAAAAGUGCCUUCUCCAGCUGGGCCUCCCAGAUGAAUGGAUCGCUGAAAAAGAGUGCAACAGUGACCUCGGAACCUGCCGAUGACUGCCCGCCUGAUGUCGAAGCACUUGGGCGCGGCACUUGGCAGCUACUGCACUCGAUUGCUGCGACGUACCCCGAGAAGCCCUCGUCAGCACAAAAGGAGGAUCUCCGAGGAUUCAUGAGGCUAUUCUCAAAACUGUACCCCUGCUGGGUGUGCGCAGAGGACUUCCAGUCUUAUAUGCAAAGGGAGCAGAUAAGGGUUGAGGGGCGUGGCGAGUUUGGAAACUGGCUUUGCCAGGCUCAUAACGAGGUCAACCGUAAGUUGGGGAAGAAGGAGUUUGACUGUAGCAAAUGGGAGGAGCGAUGGCGCACUGGAUGGAAAGACGGCCGUUGUGAUUAA